AAAAUCAUUCAAAAUGUGAUGUGAUAAAAUCACAAAGUAUAAAAAUAAAUAUUCUCUACAUAUUACAACUUUCUAUGAAUCCUCUGUGAUAGUAACAAGACUACAGAUUUUGUUUUGUCAAAUGUCUGAAGAAGAUUAUCCAACUAAAUCAAAAAAUACAAGUGAUGAUGACCUGAAUACUUCUAACAUUGGGUCCAAUACACACGAUUAUGAUGAUGACGAUGAGGGUGAAGAGAUAACAGCUCAAAAGGUGUUAGAAUUUUUAGAGACAGCUUGGACUAAUGAAAUUUGUGCACCUGAGAUCCUUCCACACCAAAGCGAUAUGCUUGAAUUGAUGAUGGGUCAGGUUGCACACAUGGAAGAUAAUAUGAAAGAUUUAGAUAAGAAUGAUUUUCGUUAUGUUGUACAUCAAAUGGAGUUAGAGCGUAUUCGUUAUAUUAUAGCCAGUUAUUUAAGAUGCCGUUUACAAAAAAUUGAAACUUUUAGCAAACACAUACUAAAUGAAGAGUCCAAUCGUGAACCGGAUGAAAAACGUUUAUCCCCUGAAGAAACGAAAUUUGCUCAGGAAUACUACGAGAAUGUUGAACAAUACUUCCAACAAGUCGCAUUACAAUAUAUGCCAAAUAUGCAAAGAUCUGAAGCUGAUCAGCGAGUAGUUAGACCAAACCUUAUGAGUCAUGUUUUCAUAAAAGCGAACGUAUCAGUUCCUGCUGUUGUCGUUGGAGUGGAUGAUGAAGAAGUGGAUUUAGCUGCUGGCUCUCAACAUAUUAUUCCAUAUCAAUUAAUUGCUGAUUUAAUACAAAAGAAUCAGGUUCAACUUAUAUAAAUUAUACUUUUUUUUAAAUUGUACAUUAUUUUUUUUUAUAUAAAUCUAUUUAAACCGAUAUACAUUCAUCAUUUUACUAAAAAAUUAUAAAGUCGAGAUCAAAAGUAAAUGUUCAAUAAAACAUUUUACCAUAACAUAUUCAA
Lucilia cuprina (Australian sheep blowfly) is the source of this 969-nucleotide messenger RNA. It is a transcript of the gene Sld5, whose product is annotated as DNA replication complex GINS protein SLD5. Bases 122 to 826 code for a protein of 234 amino acids. Gene Ontology annotation, biological process: DNA-templated DNA replication; double-strand break repair via break-induced replication. NCBI's taxonomy places the organism in Eukaryota, Metazoa, Arthropoda, Insecta, Diptera, Calliphoridae. The transcript is spliced from 3 exons. The record is from RefSeq and is a predicted model, not a curated record. Gene Ontology annotation, cellular component: GINS complex.